CUCUUCGAUUUCCGGUUUGGUCGUGUGAAAAACGGGAUCCGACAAUCUACACAAAAAAACAGGAAAUACUCCAAUUAAAGAGAAAGGAAACAGCUGUGGGACCUUCCUUCGUAGGGAUUGUGUCAUGGCAACUGAUGUGGAAACAGCUUCACGGGAUGUGGACAUGAUCACGUGUGAUGUUUGCGGCGGUGACCAUGAAACAGAAGAGUGUCCAGAGAUCAAAGUCGAACAACUUGAUACCAGCAUCCAGAAGACAAUCUCUCGGGCUCGCUUGUCUCUGCCUAGUAACCUUGACAUUGUUGAGCAGCUCAAUGGGUGUAUCAGGGUCAUCAGUAAGGCAGUGAUCGCAGCCAAGACGAGGUUUGGCCCGCUAGAAGCCAAGAGGACUACACAGGAACUUGAUAUCCCCAAUGGGUUCAUGCUGCGGGUGUUUGGUCGUGGAAAUGCAUGCACAGUCAGUCUCGACACAUCCAAUGAAGAUGAAUGCAACUGGUUAUGUUUGGUACAGACGGCCAGGUCCCAGGUGGAGCAGAACUGCAUGGUGUUCCAGAUUGGCGCUGAUCUCUUCUACAAUACAACGCGUGAAAUCCAAAUUGGUGAGGAGCUCCGCGUUUGGUACGCACCACAUUAUGCGAAGAAGAUAGGGAUGAGCACGCUCCCUGAUCGGACUGUCAGAGCUCUUGUGUCGUUGAACAUUGCCAACUAUGAGGAAAAUCCGCCUGACAUUCAGAUGAUGGAGGACCAGGAGGAAGUGCGAGUGAUGUUUCUACCAGAGGAGCAGGUGACCCCCUUGAGGGGCAACAUGCAGCAGAUUCUACAAACGCCAGAGAAAACCAUUGUGGCUACGUUUGUCUCCACACCUGGGAGUGUGGCUUCACAUGCAGCUGGUAGUCCGUUCGGAACACCAGACCACCAGAUCAUCUCCACUGCGUCACCUGAACCUGGGACACCCAUACAAGAUGUUUACGAGGCUCCAAAGACAGCUGAUGUAUCGCCUACACCAGGGACCUCUCUCCUUGUUAACCCGGAUCAAGGCCAAAUGGUCGUCUUCAGCGAAAGCAUCUACGAUGGCAACAUGUUUAAAUGCCGGCGCUGCGACGCUUGGUUUGCUACAAGUCAAGAUUUAGCAAAACAUGUGCAGGCCCACUUGAAAUCGUACAAAUGUAAACUGUGUAAGCAACGCUUCUUCAAAAAGAUGGCCUUGAAUCGCCAUUUUAAACUGUUUCAUCGUCUGAACAAGGACACCGAGAUUGGCCAGAAGAUGCUGAGUUCGCCGCUUGACCAGUUGUCGCAAGAAUCAGAUGAGGAGCCGGAGCCAAGUAGCACUCAUCAUGUGGUCUUGGAUGGUUCAAAGACGACCUAUAUCGAAUUAGUCAAGUCGUCCCCAAAGAAACGACAAAGGAAGGGGAGCAAUGAUUCUAAUUAUACAGCGGAUGCUAGGCAGAUGUCUGACCGUCGACAUAAAUAUCAUACACGCGGCAAACAGACAAAUUUCAAAGCUUUGGCAGGCUUUAAUACGUACAAGGAUCGGAAGGAGCGUAGCUUGUCUGAGAUGAUAGUGGAGGAUGAUGUGUCUGAGAAGGGUGAUGUGGAGGUUCUGGUACAUGGAGAUGAAUCAGGGGUGCUGACGCAGGCUGAGGCAGAUGUCAUACAGACACUACUGAAUGCUACGGAGAUUGAUAGCAAUAAUACAGAGAAGAUGGAAACGGCAGCAGCAGUUGCGGGUGUAAGCUUUGAUACCCCGUCUGGGGAUGAUGAGGCCCUUGAGGGUGAUGAAGUUCCACCAACUGGUGCAGAGGACGAAGGAGGCGAGAAUGGUUUCGGAUCGGGGCACUCCUCCAAGAUGGAAGUUGUGAUGGAAUCCACAGUACGCCCCAGUUCUGGCGUUGGUUUCAUCAUGGAUGACGACAUAGAAAAAACAGAACGUUUAUUAACAAAGGGAAAACUUGAAGACCUUAUGUUCAAAGAGAAGUUUGAGGAUGGGCGAUACGCGUUGUACGAAACUCAAUCUGGUGUGCAAGCAUUCAAGUGUGGUUUCUGUGAGAUCUGCUGUACCAAGUUGGAAUCCAUCAAGGCGCACAUGGAAAAACAUGCUGAGAAGAAAUUCUGUGAGGAUUGUCGGAGGUUCUUUGACACACAGGAGCAACUGGAAAAACAUUUGUGUCGCUCGAGAAUAAAAAAUCUUAUGCCAAAUCCCGAUGGUUUUUUUUCUUGUCCAGACUGUGGGAAGCUGUUCAAAUCGCGUGAGAAUCUUGAACCGCAUUAUAUUGGCCAUUCCCAGAACUUCAACUGUCAGAAAUGUUUUCGUGUUUUCAUGCGAAAGGAGACUUUGGAAAAGCACACUUGUCUUGCUGAGAAAGACGCACCGUCUGCUCUGCAUCAUUGCGACAUAUGUGGCGCCACCUUUAGGAACAUGAAGUAUUUAUUCCGUCACAUGACUGGCCACACGCGGGAUUUGGUGUGCAAGAAAUGUGAGAAAUCGUUCUCUCGGAAACAAAGUUUGUUACAGCAUUUGAAUAAGUGUUACCCAGAACAGUUGAUAGAAAUGAAUGUCGAGAUUCACGCCUGUUCCAAAUGUUCAAAGGUUUUCAGUGAUGACGCAAAGCUCAAGAACCACAUGGUGUGGCAUGAAGGGAAAUACAGAUGUGAGGGCUGUGGCAAACAGUUCUCCACGCAGAUGACCUUGACAGGUCACGUAUGCGCCGGAAAGUCGCCAAGCAACAGCGAAGCAGAAGUGCAAGAUGAAGACAACAACCAAGUGGUGAAGUUUGAAUGUCGUGUCUGCCAGAAAGUUUUCACAAAGGAAGAACAUCUGGACCGCCAUAUGAUCACCCAUUCGGACAAAUUCAAAUGUAAAAUGUGCAAGAAAUCAUUCGGGCGGAAACUAGAUUUGGAGAUGCACGAGAUUGUUUGCCAAGCUCGCAUUUCGAUCCAAGAGAAAGGGUUUGUGAAGUGCACCGUUUGCGAUAGUGAGUUCUUCAACGUGAAUGAGUUUUUCAAGCACUCUUUGGAGCAUUCGACACCAUAUAAGUGUGGGAGCUGCCAGCGCCCCUAUAGGUCAAUGCACGCUCUAGAAGAGCAUACAAAAGUUUGUACGGGUGAGUGGUCCGACACCACAUGCCCAACAUGUGGGAAAGUCUUCCGCGAUGUCCGAUAUCUAGACCGUCAUAAACUCCUUCACACGAGACCGAAAUAUGAAUGUGAACACUGCCACAAGAUGUUCCAUCGAAAAGAUUACUAUGGGUACCAUAUGUGUAAACGGCCAGAUGGCACGGUUGUCCGCGUCAAACAUUCACACGCAGCGCAGAAUAAGUUCCCCGAGGAGGAUCCACAGCCUCACCUGUGUCCAACUUGUGGGAAAUCAUACGUCAGCGUCGGUAACCUCAACAAACACAUGAAACGUCACGGAGAGAAACAGUUCCAGUGCCCGACUUGUGCAAGACGAUUUCACCUCAAAGCCACCUUGAAGACACACAUGCAGUUUGUCCAUACAAAGAUAAAAGGUGCUCAGUGUCCUCACUGUGGCAAAAUGUUGAAGAGUAAGAAUACGGUAUUGGCACAUAUCAAGUAUUUCCAUCAUGAUAACGUGAUGAUUUAUACGUGCGAGACUUGUGGUAAGACUUUCCGUCAGAAAGGAAACUUGCUAAAGCAUCAGUUGGUGCACACGGAGGGGAGGACACUUCAGUGUCCGUAUUGUGAUCGGAUGUUCAAGUAUCCGGAACAGCUCGGGAAGCAUAAGUUGGAGCACGAGCAUGGCCGGAGAUAUGCGUGUCAAGACUGUGAGAAAACCUUUGUGAAGGAGUAUGAUUUGAGACAUCACAUCGAGGUGUUUCAUAGUGGCAUUAUGUACACCUGUGAGUUCUGUAACACGGAUUGUCGCCAUACACAUACUAUGAGGCGUCAUAUACGCCGGCGCCACCCAGAGAAAGUUCACGUCAUGGACCAGCCGGACUAUGUCAAGUCGUUGCAGCGUACGGUUAUGAAUCCAGACGGUACGAUCCGGACCAAUAUUCAUCAUACAAAGGCAUCAAGUACGGUUCAACCGGUUCAUCAGGUCACUGCAGAAGAAGUGACUGAUGUGAUUGAGAACAUCACUCAGACAGAAGAAGCAGUUCACUCGCUCCAGCAGAUUCAGACAAUUAACAUCGGCGGCACGGAGAUCCAAGUCAUCGAGGAAGAUCCAAAUAACCAGGAUGUCGCCGCCAUCAUUGAUAACGUCAUGUCGCAUGAGGCUGCGGAAGUGUUACAGAGUCUGGCGUCGAAUACGCAAGAUCCUGGUGUGAGUGUCGCAGCGUUUACAGACAUUCCUAAUUUCGCCGUGGAUGGAGCAGCAACUCAUGUGAUUCACCAUGAUGUGGAGACACAGGAGUACAUCCUCGUUCCCCUCAUUCAAGCUGAGAACAGUAUAAAUAACGUGACGGUGAAAUCUGAAUGAAGAGAUGCUAAAUGAUGCACACUAAAGGGGAGUUUCAGUUUGGCUAUGGGGUUUGAUGCUGAAGUGGGGAUAUUGGUUGUCUCGCCAAAUACCAGAUGGAGUUACCUGUUAGUCAAAACCAAGGCAUCACAAAUGCUAUUUGUGUCAUAACAGUCAGAGAGUAGAGACACAUGAUACUGCCAGUUGGUGAUUUCAUAUAAGUUAACUUUUCCCACCUAUUUCCUGCCUACAUUCACCCUUAAGUUGUCAAUUUCACACAAUGUCAAUAGCAUCCACGGUUCACGGUGGUUGUGUUGUCAAUAGCAUCCACGGUUCACGGUGGUUGCGUUGUCAAAAGCAUCCACGGUUCACGGUGGUUGUGUUGUCAAUAGCAUCCACGGUUCACGGUGGUUGCGUUGUCAAUAGCAUCCACGGUUCACGGUGGUUGCGUUGUCAAUAGCAUCCACGGUUCACGGUGGUUGUGUUGUCAAUAGCAUCCACGGUUCACGGUGGUUGCGUUGUCAAUAGCAUCCACGGUUCACGGUGGUUGUGUUGUCAAUAGCAUCCACGGUUCACGGUGGUUGCGUUGUCAAUAGCAUCCACGGUUCACGGUGGUUGUGUUGUCAAUAGCAUCCACGGUUCACGGUGGUUGUGUUGUCAAUAGCAUCCACGGUUCACGGUGGUUGCGUUGUCAAUAGCAUCCACGGUUCACGGUGGUUGCGUUGUCAAUAGCAUCCACGGUUCACGGUGGUUGUGUUGUCAAUAGCAUCCACGGUUCACGGUGGUUGCGUUGUCAAUAGCAUCCAUGGUUCACGGUGGUUGUGUUGUCAAUAGCAUCCACGGUUCACGGUGGUUGUGUUGGGUGCAGUGACUACUAUUUCAAGAAUAUUUGUUUAUAUGAUUCUUCUGUUGAAACACUAUGGGAGGUUGUGGUGUUGUUUAUGUUAUUGUUGUUGUUUAUGAUAUUGAAUGUGUUCAAGGCGAGUUUGCCUUUGUUUGUUUGUUCAGGUUUACUUCAACAGGUUGUGUGACAUGUUUUCAAAAAUUUAGGGUCUCAGCUAUUCACCCCCAUUUUCCUGUAUAAUGGGCUCUUCUUGUUAAUGCAUUGGAAGAAUCCAUUAUGGACAGAGGGAGUUCAAAAGCUAUCAGUAAAUAGUUUGAAAUGUUUGUCAUAUCAUCUGCAAGAGUUGAUAUAAUUACUUCAUGAGAAUAUGCAAAGUUUGUUCAGAAAAUGUUGGAAAUUUUACAUGUUUUUAAUAAGAGGGGUGCUGUCUUACGUAUUUGGGGUUGGGGGCUAUCCAGAAUAAAUUGGAAAUUUGCGCCAGAUAUGAGUUUGCCACGCGCAAAGCAUUAGUCCCGCCCCUGGCAAGUUUUAUAGUAUAGGUUGAAUGAUAUUGUACAGUGUACAGCAUAGGUUCAUGGUUCGGAGUUUGAUGAAAAUUACAAUGUAUUUGAAUAAAUAUUGAUUGUA
Lineus longissimus is the source of this 5885-nucleotide messenger RNA. RefSeq names its product PR domain zinc finger protein 15-like. The record is from RefSeq and is a predicted model, not a curated record. Gene Ontology annotation, molecular function: RNA polymerase II cis-regulatory region sequence-specific DNA binding; zinc ion binding; DNA-binding transcription factor activity. Gene Ontology annotation, biological process: regulation of transcription by RNA polymerase II. Bases 125 to 4435 code for a protein of 1436 amino acids. The transcript is spliced from 7 exons. NCBI's taxonomy places the organism in Eukaryota, Metazoa, Nemertea, Pilidiophora, Heteronemertea, Lineidae.